Molecule: messenger RNA, 3063 nt
Organism: Tetrahymena thermophila SB210
Lineage: Eukaryota; Ciliophora; Oligohymenophorea; Hymenostomatida; Tetrahymenidae
Product: transmembrane protein, putative
Exons: 8
Source: RefSeq, a predicted model, not a curated record
AUGAACGAAGAUUUUAUAUUUGUUUUGAAUAACAAUACUAACGUAUUAAUUAAUAACGUUUAUCUUUCUAAUUCAGACUCAAAAUAAGAUAUUAAUGCAGUUUAGUAUCUAAGUGAUUCUGCUAUUUUAAAGGAUAUUGAGAUAUUUGAUUGUGAAGACACUAUAUUUUCAUUUAAAACUAACAAUUUUGAAAUUUCUCAAAUAAAUAUUGAUCUUCUCUAAGUUUCAUAAACUAUUUUCACUAUUCAAGCUAAUUAAAUUAAUAUUAAAAAUAUUAUUUCAAAUAACAAUUAAAUUUAGCUUCUUUCUAUGAAUCAAUAAAACAGUGAAGGAUAUGCUCUUAUAUCUAAAGCAAAAUUUAUGAAUUCUACUAUCCUUAACAAUAAUCCCUUAAUCCUUUUAAACUAAUUGUCUAGUAUUGAUUUAAAAAGUGUAUUAAUUAAAGAUGUAAAUAAUAUAAAUAGUUAACAUAUUUCUAUACUUAUGAUAUAAGAUUGUUAUUAAGUUACUAUUUCUGGGAGUAAUUUUACAAACAACACAAAUAGUAAAGGCCCAGGAGGUGUUGUUUACGCACUUGAUAACACAUAGAUAACCAUAUAAAAUUCAAUUUUUUGGCUUAAUACUUGUAAGUUAUAAAAUGGUGGAGCUAUUUAUAUGAUUAAUACUAUUAUACAAGGAGUUUUAUAAAUAAACUAAUCUUAGCUAAUAGAAAAUAAAUCAGAUUAUUCUUCAGGUGGCUCAAUUUAUCUCUAAAAUAAUAACUUGAUCUUGUAAAACUCAGUUAUAGCUUCAAAUUAAGCAUAAAUUGGUGGAGGAAUAUAUUAUGUCCAGGUUAUGCCAGAUUUUUUAAUUGAUCUGUAAUAAGGCAAUAAAAACAAUAAUACUUUCAAAAACAAUCUAGCGUAUAUUUAUGGAUAGAAUUUUGGUUCUACUUUAAGGAAAAUAUUUGUUAAUUUAGAAAACAUAAAAAUACCUAAAAAUAGUUUAAAGUAAUAUGAAAAUAAAGUUAUAUUUAUCAAAUAAUUUAAAAGUGGAGAUUAAAUAAAUUUUGAACAAAUAUAAUUGCUUGACGAAGAAAAUAAUCCAAUUAGAUUUAUAGAUGUUAACUCAACUGAUUUUUCAUAAUUAAGUAGCGAUAUUUAAUCUUUAGUGCAAUAAAUAAGUGUUUCUGUAUAAUGGAAUUAAGAAAACAAAGAAAUACAAUGCAUUGGAUAACUUUAGACGAAAUAAUUUAAAAAUGGAGGUUUUAACCUAGAUGUUCAGAUUUUUUACAAACCUAUUUCUGAGUUGGUACUAAAAAUAGCGAGCAAUUCCUUUCCUUCACUAAAAGAUUCAAAAGGAAAUAUUGCAGUAAAUUCAGGUUAAAUAGAAUUAAUAUUGAAUAUAGAAUUAGAGUAGUGUUCAAUAGGAUAAAUAUUUAAAUAAUAUGGUAACUCAAUAGCAUGUGAAUUAUGCCCUGAUGGUAAAUAUUCUUUAAGUUUAAAUGAUUAAGAGUGUAGACAAUGUCCUGAUUCAGCUGUCAAAUGCAUAGGUUCUAAUAUCUAAUUAAAAAAUGGAUAUUGGAGAGAAGACGAAAAUACUGACAAUAUUAUCUAAUGUAGUUUUAACCCUCUAUCAUGCUAACCUUAACUUGUUUCUUCUAAACUUUACUGUAUUGAAGGACAUAAAGGUCCUCUAUGUUAUUAAUGUGAUACAUAUGGUUAUAUUUGGGGAAGUAGAUAUUCAGAAAUUUAUAAUCAUGGAGAAUGCUACAAAUGCGAAGAAAAUAUUGAAAAAAUCAUACUUUAUAAUUUACUACUUUUCUUAAUGAUUACUCUUUACAUAUUUUUAAUUCUAAAAAGAAUCAUUAUAUAGCUAGAAGCUAAAGUUAAAGGAUAUUAUUUAAAUAAAUUAGAAAUUAUUUAUUUAGGAUCAACAUUAAACUAAUCUGAUAGAUCAUAAAUUAUUUCGAAAAUUCUAACUGAUCAUUUAUAAAUACUAUCAUUAGUAUGCUCUUUUACCACAAAAAUGCCGGUUUUAUUUACUGUCCCUAUUUAGCUAUCAGGAAAUUCAGUUAGUUUGGCGAGUAAAUCUAUUGAUUGCAUUUUUUCUAAAUUCCCAAAUUUACAACCUUUGUGGUUAUUCGAAUCUCUUUGGUCUUUUUCUUUACCAGUAGGAAUACUUAUUUUUUACUUUAUAAAAGGAAUUAUUUUAAAGCAAUUAAAAAUAGAUUUAUUUAUCAGGUAUUUAUAAACUGCAGCUAUUUUUAUUUAUUUUUACUUUUACCCUAUGAUAAUAACUCUUGCUAUUAGAUCUAUUAAUUGUAUAACAAUAGGAGAUAAAAAAUACUUAGAUCUAGAUUUUGGAAUUGAAUGCUAUGAUAAACAUAAGCAUAAGCCAUACAUAUUUUUAUUUACGAUUCCUGUUAUUUUUAUAUGGGGAUUUUUAAUACCUUUAUUACUAUUCUAUAAAAUUUACUAUACAAAAUCUAAAAAAAAGUCAUUUAUUAAAUAAAUAAAAUAUUCUUUCUUUUUUGCUGGCUAUUAAGAACAAUACUAUUACUGGGAGUUUUGGAAAUUGUCUUAUAAAACAAGUUUGAUUUUAAUAUCUGUUUUACUUAAGCAAGAUAUCUAAUUAAAGGAUUAUUAAGACUAAAAAUUCCUCAUCUAUAAUAGUAAAGAACAUGUUUCUAAAAUUUCAUAUUUUAACUUAAAAAAAAAUAUCCUUAAUUGCUUGAUGUAACAUCAGAGACUUAAAUUAGAUUUAAAAAAUAAUUAGGACUUUGCUUUUUCACAAUCUUCACCUAAAACAAAUUAAAUAACUUCAUCUGAAAUUAAUGAUGAAAAAUUUUACACUUUAUAAAAUAAUAACUCUAUUAAAAGAAUGAAAAAUAAAUGGUCUUACUACACAAGAAAUUCCAAAAAAAACUAAAUAUCCUUAAAAGAUAGAACAUUUGAUAGACCAAGCUUAAUAAAUAAUAAUACAAGGGAUAGUAAUAUUUAUGAAACUGAAAGCUCCAUAUAAAAUAAUUAAUAUAAUAGUCACCAUAAAUUUUAAAUAUAACUCUCUCAAAAUAAAUGUUGA